This is a messenger RNA of Chionomys nivalis (European snow vole), 3229 nucleotides long. RefSeq names its product rhophilin Rho GTPase binding protein 2 (gene Rhpn2). Gene Ontology annotation, molecular function: protein binding. The transcript is spliced from 15 exons. The record is from RefSeq and is a predicted model, not a curated record. Bases 7 to 2061 code for a protein of 684 amino acids. Lineage: Eukaryota; Metazoa; Chordata; Mammalia; Rodentia; Cricetidae. Gene Ontology annotation, biological process: signal transduction; negative regulation of stress fiber assembly.
GCCAGCAUGACCGAUGCACUGCUACCCGCGGCCCCCCAGCCACUGGAGAAAGAGAACGAUGACUACUUUCGGAAGGGCUGUAACCCCCUUGCACAAACUGGCCGGAGCAAGCUGCAGAACCAAAGGGCUGCCCUGAACCAGCAGAUCCUGAAGGCUGUGAGGAUGCGGACAGGAGCGGAGAACCUUCUGAAAGUGGCCACAAACCAGAAGGUACGGGAGCAAGUUCGCCUGGAGCUGAGCUUUGUCAACUCAGACCUGCAGAUGCUGAAGGAGGAGCUGGAGGGGCUCAACAUCUCCGUGGGAGUGUACCAGGGCACCGAGGAGGCCUUCACCAUCCCUCUGAUUCCUCUUGGCCUGAAGGAAACCAAAGAAGUUGACUUUUCAGUCGUCCUCAAGGAUUUUAUCUUGGAGCAUUACAGCGAAGACAGCUAUUUGUACGAAGAUGACAUCGCAGACCUUAUGGACCUACGGCAGGCUUGUCGAACACCCAGCAGGGAUGAGGCGGGGGUUGAGCUGCUCAUGUCCUACUUCAUCCAGCUGGGCUUUGUGGAGAGCAGGUUUUUCCCGCCCACCCGCCACAUGGGGCUCUUGUUUACCUGGUAUGACUCCCUCACUGGGGUUCCGGUCAGUCAACAGAACUUGCUACUGGAGAAAGCCAGCAUCCUCUUCAAUAUUGGGGCACUGUACACCCAGAUUGGGACCCGCUGUAACCGGCAGACACUGACCGGGCUGGAGAGCGCAGUGGACGCCUUCCAGAGAGCUGCAGGUGUUUUAAACUACCUGAAAGAGACAUUCACGCACACUCCAAGUUACGACAUGAGCCCCGCCAUGCUCACUGUUCUGGUCAAAAUGAUGCUCGCCCAAGCCCAAGAAAGCGUGUUUGAGAAAGUCUGCCUUCCAGGGAUCCAGAAUGAGUUCUUCAUGCUCGUAAAGGUGGCUCAGGAGGCUGCCAAGGUGGCAGAGGUCUACCGGCAGCUGCAUGCAGCCAUGAGCCAGGAACCAGUGAAAGAGAACAUCCCGUAUUCGUGGGCCAGCGUGGCCUACGUGAAGGCCUACCACUAUGGCGCCCUAGCUCACUACUUUGCCGCCACUCUCCUCAUCGAUCACCAGCUGAAGCCAGGCGUGGACAUGGACCACCAGGAGAAGUGCCUGUCCCAGCUCUACGACCACAUGCCGGAAGGGAUGACGCCUUUGGCCACGCUGAAGAAUGACGGGCAGCGCAUGCAACUAGGUAAAGGACAUUUGCAUCGGGCCAUUGGCUACCACGAGGAGUCGCUGAGGGAGGCCAACCUGUGCAAGAAGCUGCGUGACAUUCAAGUGCUCCGGGAUGUGCUGUCCGCUGCCCACCAGCGCACUCAGCUCAAGUACAACCAGCACCGAGAGGAUGACGAUCUUCUGAACUUGGUUGACGCUCCAGAUGUCCUUUCAAAAACCGAACGAGAGGUUGAAAUAGCCUCCCCCCAGUUCUCCACAGUGAGAGUCACAGACUUCUUCCAGAAGCUGGGCCCCCUGUCUGUGUUUUCGGCCAACAAGCGCUGGACGCCUCCUCGAGGCAUCCACUUCAAGGUGGAGGAAGGGGACUUAGGUUUCACCUUGCGAGGGAACGCCCCAGUCCAGGUGCACUUCCUGGAUCCUCACUGUUCUGCUUCGCUGGCAGGAGCCAAGGAAGGAGAUUAUAUUGUUUCCAUACAAGGCCUGGAUUGCAAGUGGCUGACCAUCAGUGAAGUUAUGAAGUUGUUGAAGAGCUUUGGGGGGGAGGAAGUUGAGAUGAAGAUCGUGAGCCUGCUGGACUCCACAUCGUCCAUGCAUAAGUGUGCCACUUACUCUGUGGGGAUGCAGAAGACGCGCUCCAUGGUCUGCCUGUCCAUGGAUGAUGAUAAGACUGACAAAGCCAAGAAGAUCUCAAAGAAGCUCUCCUUUCUGAGUUGGGGUACCAGCAAGAACAGGCAGAAGUCGGUCAGCACACUCUACCUCCCGGAAGUUGGCCUGGCAAGGCCUCAAGCCAAGAAGAAACUCCCCACGCCCUUCAGCCUGCUCAACACCGACAGCUCGCUGUACUGAAGUGGGGAGAGGCGCACCAUAGUUCACUCCGCGGCAGACGAGGCUGUUUAAACACCUGAGCCACGACGGGAACGUUCCCCAGCCCCAUCUUGUCCGAGUGGGAACUUGCAUUUGAUGGGCUUAUGAGCGUGAGAAGACACCUCUAGAGAUGGGUGGGAAACCCAGCUGCGCGGGGAUUUUCGCACCGAGCUGCGGUUAUUUAUUCUAUAAAGUUGGGCACAGAAGCGCCUGGGUGACGUGGCUCUUCGUGACGGUCAGGGUUAUGAUGUUCAGGCACUGUAAGAAAUGAAUGGGAGCCACCUACCUUGGUAUAUUUUUGAGUGUCGAGAUUUGGAAGGUAAUAGUGAUUUCUUAACCUCAAGUUCAAAUGACCCUUAAACGGGGGCAGGUUAGGGGUGAUUACUGAAGCUAGGCUGCUUGGCAGAUCUCUGUGAGUUCAAGGUCUGGUCUACGUGGUGAGUUCCAGGACUACCAGGGCUACAUAGAGUCCCUGUCUCAAACAAACAAAACAGGCUGCUUUAACUCCUUGGGAAUGCAUGAGCUGAAAAUGGCAACAUUUUAUGUCAUUCCUCCACGAUUUGAAUGUUAUUUCCCAGCUAGAGCUAGAGUCCAGUGCCUUUUUUUUUUUUUUUUGGCCUUGGCUUUUUCCAGUCCAGGAUCAGCUUUCCCUCCAGCCGGAUCCAGCUGACCAGUUGCUAACACAGCGGUGGUGCUGGGAGAUACUGUCUACAGGGUAGAUAAUAUGUUGUUUGAUACUCAAAACAUUUCUCUUUUCAUUUGAAGUAGGAGGUAUGUAGCUGUCUUUGAAGAGUCUUGGGUUAAGAAGUAGCUCUGCAGUUUACAAGGUUGAAGACGUAAGCUUUCUCAAGCCGAAACCUCGGCCUGACUUUUUAAGCUGUAUCUACCUACUAACUUGACUUUGGGGCUAUAGGUUGGAUGACCCUGUGACUCUUUUCCGUAGUCAUGGUCGACAUAGUUUAAGUGAUAUGCUUAAAGACGUAGCCUGUGCAUCUUAAUUGGAGAAGUCACAAGGAUUUAAUUAUUUUUCUAUUGUGCAAUAUCUUAAGAAAGCAAAUGCCUUUAGGAAAGUGUCUCCACUGUCCCCAGGGCUGUUUGUAUACAUAUUUAAAUAAAUAGUCGCGUUCAUUGUUUAAUAUUUUUCUUUGCU